AACUGCUAUGUCGUCAAACUCCCCAGUAGUCAUUGUCACCGGCUGCUCCAAGGGAGGCAUCGGGUUUGCCCUAUGCGAGGAGUUUGCGGCCAAGGGCUGCAAGGUCUACGCGACUGCGCGCCGCCUUGAGGCCAUGGAGGGCUUCACACGUGAGGGUAUCGAGCGACUGAAGCUGGAUGUCACGGACGACGCGAACGUCGAGGAUGUCAUCAGGACAGUGCUCGACCAGGAGGGAAGAAUAGAUGUACUUGUGAACAAUGCGGCUGCGCCAUGCAUUGCUCCUCUCGCCGAGAUGCCCCUCGACCGCGUCAAGAACAUAUUCGAUACGAACGUGUUCGCCGUCCUGCGCACGGUGAAGGCGGUCUUCCCUCAUAUGGCGUCUCGCAAACGCGGUGUCAUCGUGAAUGUCGGGUCCACCGCUGGCGACAUCCCGACACCAUGGAACGGCCUGUACUCGGCCACUAAAGCAAGCAUGCGUUCCGUAUCAGAAAGCCUUUACAUGGAGUGUGCACCAUUCGGGAUCCACGUCGUGCAUCUCAAUCCGGGCGGCAUCCGUUCAAACAUUGCGAACAACAUACGCUCUUCAUUCGACCUGCCAGAUGGCAGUCUAUAUAAGCCCUUCCUUGACCCCAUGAUCAAGCUAAUUGACAUGAGCCAGAAUGGCGCGAUGCCCUCGGAGGAGUUUGCGCGGCGCGUCGUCAAGGCCGCACUGCGUCAGAAGCCGCCGAGGUACAUGUCGAUGGGAGCAGCGUCAGGAAUUUUCGCGUUCUUCAUGUGGCUGCCACGGACGUUUGUUCUUUGGUUGCUCUGGAAGAUUCUCGUCGGAAAAGUCGAUGUCGAUUCUGCAUAGCAUACUCCGGUCUUUUAUCCGGUGCGGGACGAAUACCCUCACGCGAUGUUGUCAAUAAGUCUGUUCGCGCCGAUCAGCGCUGCGGUUUAAAUGCUAAAUGGACCCGACGUUGAGACCCGUG
Postia placenta MAD-698-R-SB12 is the source of this 971-nucleotide messenger RNA. RefSeq lists its product as hypothetical. Bases 8 to 850 code for a protein of 280 amino acids. The transcript is spliced from 4 exons. Lineage: Eukaryota; Fungi; Basidiomycota; Agaricomycetes; Polyporales; Adustoporiaceae. The record is from RefSeq and is a predicted model, not a curated record. Gene Ontology annotation, cellular component: endoplasmic reticulum.